Molecule: messenger RNA, 750 nt
Organism: Heterostelium album PN500
Lineage: Eukaryota; Evosea; Eumycetozoa; Acytosteliales; Acytosteliaceae
Gene: ctnA
Product: component of the counting factor complex
Exons: 4
Coding region: 1-750 (249 amino acids)
Source: RefSeq, a predicted model, not a curated record
AUGACCGUAUCUAGAUACCUUAAAAUGCUCAUUAAUAAAAUGUUCAAGUUAAUUACUGCCACCAUUUUAGUUUUAUCUAUGGUCAUCUGUACCUUCGGUACCGUUGUUCCACACCAAAAGACCCGUGCUGUCACUUUGGACUUGUGUCCAACUUGUGUUGACUUCAUGGACGAGUCAAUCCAAGAACUCAUUAAUAUCAUCAUGAAUGCCGGUGUUUUGGGAUCAUGCUCAGAUCUCUGCAGCAAGCUCUCCAAGUCUGACGAGCAAGUCGUCUGUGACUUGUUGUGCGACUACGUCGGUAUUGAGGAAUUCAUCAAGAUCAUCCAAGACGCUGACCCAGAUCCCGUCUACAUUUGCGAGCAAAUCAAGGUUUGCCCAGUUCGUGACUCUGGUAAUGCUAACAUCACCUCCGUCAUUGUCGACCCACCAGCUGGUCCAGUCGGUACCCAAUUCACCAUCACUGUUACCUUCCAAGUUCUCAGCCAACUCGGUACUGGUCAAAUUGCCAUCAACGUCAUCGACCCAUUCGGAAACUCCUUCGGUGGUGGUGAUCUCUUGGUCAACACUGAACCAAACACCUACAACGCCAACUUCCAAUUCCAAGCUCAACCAUCCGAAAGUGAGCCAUUCCAACCAGGAAACUACACUGUCCAAGCUGCCGUUUGCGAAGGUACCUGCGGUUCCCCACACCCACACUCCAAGAUCUACGAUAUCGUCUACUCUGGUUUCAACAUCACCCAAUCAUUCUAA